ACAAGGCCUAUCGCGGCUGCUCACAGCACGCAAACGACAUCCAUCUGCUGUACGACCGCCCUUAAUAGAAUCCUGUCAAACACAACAGCGACUACGAUGACACCGCACAAAACGGGUGCCAUCCCAGCUUCCCCGAAGUACAACAUGACGCGCGCUUGUGUUUAACCUAGGACCAAUCACCGUUGACUAUCACGGCCCCUUGCUUUUGUCUCACCUUAGAUACCAAGGUAUUGCAAACCAGGUCGCCAAAAUGGAUACCACUCCCAAUUCUCGCGACCUGGUCUAAGUGGUCUUGGCCAACAGAUGUUGCACAAAGGUACGAUCGGAAUGCCAUACGACAUCCUGCGGCACGCAUUUAGCCAUGACUUGACGUGUUAUUUGUGUAAGGGCAUCUGCGCCCUAUCAGGCCUCCAUGAACCAUAUUCACUCCUGUGCCUUGCACCUGCAACAUUACCCUUGCACUUGCAACAAGUCACAUACAAAGGUCGAUCACUGACAACAACGCUGACACUUACACCUCCACAGAUCACUGGCCAUAGCAUGCGAACUCAUCAAGCCAUAGCAUCAUUACUUCGUUCCGAGUCUGUGCAAGUAAUAUAUUGCUGUAUACGAACACCCCGCAAGCCGGGCGACACAAGCAUGGUACACGAUUACACCCACGAUGCUGGCAGGACAGUGCCACAUUCCCGGACACUUGGCUGGACCGGGCCUUGCACAAUUCGCGUGGCUGACGUCCACCAAUCCUGCAACGACAAAGCCGGUGGCUGCUGUUGCGGGUGUGCGCAGCGGGCUUGUUCAGCUACGAUACGUUUCAAGAUACCUUUCCAUGUCACUACGCGAGGCGAAAAGGCCUGAGUCUUUUCUGUCUUUAUUGUAUCGCAAGUCAGCUUGCAUAACGUAACGCAGGGGC
Molecule: messenger RNA, 910 nt
Organism: Didymella exigua CBS 183.55
Lineage: Eukaryota; Fungi; Ascomycota; Dothideomycetes; Pleosporales; Didymellaceae
Exons: 2
Coding region: 304-855 (183 amino acids)
Source: RefSeq, a predicted model, not a curated record